Vigna radiata var. radiata (mung bean) is the source of this 621-nucleotide messenger RNA. Its product is annotated as protein ParA-like. The transcript has a single exon. The record is from RefSeq and is a predicted model, not a curated record. NCBI's taxonomy places the organism in Eukaryota, Viridiplantae, Streptophyta, Magnoliopsida, Fabales, Fabaceae. Bases 1 to 621 code for a protein of 206 amino acids.
AUGAAAAUUAUCGCGUUUCUCAACCCUAAAGGGGGUUCUGGUAAAACGACUGCGGCGAUCAACGUCAGUAGCUGCCUUACCGGUUCGGGUAAGAAAAUUGCAGUUGUAGAUACAGACCCGCAGAUGAGCCUGACUAACUGGAAUAAAGCAGAGAAAGCAGAAUUCGAUGUUUACACCGCAGCAUCAGAGAAAGACGUUUACCAAGUAAGAAAGGAUCUUGCUGAAUAUGACUUUGUCAUUAUUGAUGGUGCCGGUUCUCUGUCAGUUAUUACUUCAGCAGCCGUGAUGGUCUGCGAUCUUAUUAUCAUCCCGGUAACCCCCAGCCCUCUGGAUUUUUCCGCUGCCGGUUCUGUAGUCACUGUGCUGGAAGCCCAAGCUUAUAAUCGUCCGGUAGAAGCUCGAUUCCUCAUCACACGUAAAAUUGAACAAGCCACCAUGCUUAAUGUCUUGAAAGAUAGCAUUGCUCAGACGGGUAUUAAGCCGUUUAAAACAGCGAUAACACAACGCCAAAGUUAUGUUAAAUCCGUGAUGGAAGGUGAGAGCGUUUUCGAUACCAACGAUGGGGCAGCAAAGGGAGAGAUCGCCAUUCUGACGCGAGAAAUACUUGAAUUAUUUGAGUAA